AUGCUGGACCAACAUGGCCCGCAGAAACAUGAUGAAAUAUUGGAGCCGUGUGCCAUGACCGUCCUCCCUGAAGACGGCUCAUCCACCAUUCAACAAGUUCCUGUCUCAAACAACCCAGCCUUUACGGCGUCGCUUGACCAUUCUCCGGAUAUCGAAUAUCGUUAUUUAACGUUCGAAACAGACAUCCCGCUCACUCCAAUUCUUCCACCCGAUCCCAAAGCUGAAAUUCCGCCAUGUCCAAAUUUGCGCGACUACGAUAAUCCGUUCUCCUGGUCAUUAACUCGAAAGAGGUUGUUGACCUACCUUUCAUGUUCAGUGAAUAUAACAGCGGCAUAUUCUGCAGGGUCUUAUGCCGCCCCCGCUGCCGGAAUGACCCAGAAAUGGGGUGUGUCGAAUGUGGCAUACAAUAUGGGCAUCACCAUCUUCACGGUCGGAUUCGGAAUUGCUCCUAUGGUUUUGGCACCAUUCUCAGAGAUCAACGGCCGGAGACCUGUCUUUAUUGUGACGGGAUUGCUUUUCGUCAUUUGUCAGCUAGGCUGUGCACUCACUGAUUCUUACGGAGGAAUGCUCGCCGCUCGAUUCUUCCUUGGUGUCGGAGGCUCGACAUUCUCCACCAUGGUUGGAGGUAUUCUCGCCGAUGUUUGGGUGACCGCCGACAGAAAUACUCCCAUGGUCUUGUUUACCGGAGCAACAUUGCUGGGGACUGGACUUGGGCCUCUGGUCAGUGGCUUUGUCGCACAGCGUCUGUCCUGGCGAUGGGUCUUUUGGAUUCAAGUCAUCACGAGCGGGACUUUGGUGACUCUGGUCACUCUCUUCUUCAAAGAAACCCGCGGAAGCAUCAUUUUAAGUCGAAAGGCAAGAUGCUUGAACGAGUGGUAUGAAAAACUAGAAGAAGCAGGAGCUCGUGGAAUGCAGAUUGAUGCCAACGACCUGGAGAAGAAUUCCAGACCGUGUUGCCGUAUACGUUGGAGGGUGAAAGCAGACGAGGAGAGAUCUUCCCUAGGCACGAUGAUAGCCGUGUCUCUGUACCGGCCGUUCCACAUGCUCGUCACGGAACCGGUGGUCUUUUGGUUCAGCUUGUGGGUCUCCUUCUCUUGGGCCGUUCUCUACCUUCAAUUUGGAUCGGUUCCUCUGGUCUAUGAGGUCAACCACGGAUUUUCUCUUGAGCAAACUGGAGCAAUAUUCACCGCUGUUUGUGUUGGAGCCAUCAUCUCCACUGUCCUCAGUAUAUACCAGGAAAAAUGGGCUGUGAAGCAUUACCCGGUGAAAAUAAAUGGAAGUCCAGAGGGAAGACUUUUGUUCACCUGUGUCGAAUCUGCCCUGAUGCCAAUUGGAUUGUUUUGGUUCGGCUGGACUUGUUAUUCUUCUAUUCACUGGAUCGUUCCUACAAUUGCAAUUGCCGUGGCCACCAUGGGCAUCUUCAGUAUAUACUUGGCAUCAUUCAACUAUACCGCUGAUGUCUAUCACAUCUAUGCAAGCUCGGCUCUGGCAGCCUCGGGACUUUGUCGAAAUUUAUUGGGUGGCUCCUUUCCUCUAGUCACCGUCCAGAUGUUUCGAGGAUUGGGAUUUCAAGCCGCCAGCUGUUUAUUGGGCGGAAUCGGUGCCGCGUUGACACUUGUACCCUGGGUUUUGGCUUUGUACGGACCGAAGAUUAGAGCCAGGAGUAAGAUUGCCAGUUCGUUCACGUGA
This is a messenger RNA of Rhinocladiella mackenziei CBS 650.93, 1689 nucleotides long. RefSeq lists its product as uncharacterized. Gene Ontology annotation, molecular function: transmembrane transporter activity. The transcript is spliced from 3 exons. The coding region runs from base 1 to 1689 and encodes 562 amino acids. The record is from RefSeq and is a predicted model, not a curated record. Gene Ontology annotation, biological process: transmembrane transport. NCBI's taxonomy places the organism in Eukaryota, Fungi, Ascomycota, Eurotiomycetes, Chaetothyriales, Herpotrichiellaceae.